Messenger RNA from Chlamydomonas reinhardtii, 2006 nucleotides. RefSeq lists its product as uncharacterized. Gene Ontology annotation, biological process: RNA processing. Gene Ontology annotation, cellular component: nucleoplasm. Gene Ontology annotation, molecular function: RNA binding. The coding region runs from base 96 to 1487 and encodes 463 amino acids. NCBI's taxonomy places the organism in Eukaryota, Viridiplantae, Chlorophyta, Chlorophyceae, Chlamydomonadales, Chlamydomonadaceae. The record is from RefSeq and is a predicted model, not a curated record. The transcript is spliced from 9 exons.
AGAAUGGGCAGGAAUGACGACUGCGACCGAGGCCGACAAGCUCGCUUAACACCAGUCGGCACUCACUCGACCUUAUUGAUGAAACACCAAAUAAAAUGUCAGGCUUCAGUAUAAAGGCAAACAAUCCAUUGUUUAAGCGCCCACAAGGCGCAAAGCUGGCGAUAGGGAAAGCCCCAGCGAAACCUGCGCAUGUCGGUGAACUAUUCGGCGCUGAAGAUGACAACGAGCAAGCAUCGAAGCGGGCGCGCACGGAGGCACCACCAGCUGCAUCUGGUCUCGUGGAUGCGGAGACUCAAGAGGUCGCGACGAAGCUUGCGGACUUCGUCGCCAAGAACGGGGCGCAGUUCGAGGACCUGACACGCGAGCGCAACCCCGGCUCAGACACGCCCUUCAGUUUCCUGCACAACAAGACGUCUCCGGGUUAUCAGUUCUAUGCGGCCAAGCUGCGCGAGUUCCAGGCUGCAGCCGGCGGCGGCGCCGCCGGGGCGCCGCCCCCAACACCCCUGCCUCCGCCGCCUCCCCUGCCUGCCCCCGGCGGCGACGCCGGCAGCCGGCGUCCCUCCUUCGUCCCGCCGCCCUCCGCGUCCGCCUCAGCCGCCGCCGCUCCAUCCCGGGCCUCCGCCUCAAGCCGCUGGGGCCAAGGGCCGCCCUCGGCCUCGCCUCCGCCGCCGCCGCCUCCUGCCCCUGGCGGCGCACCCGGCGCCAGCGUCUUCUCGGCCCUGCCGCCGGAGGCGGCGGCGGCGGUCGCCGCCGCGGCGGCCGCCGCCAAGGCCGCCGCCGCCGCCGGCCGCCUGCGCUCUUUCAGCCCGUCGCCGUCGGCGGAGCUGAGUGCGGAGGCGAAGGAGGAGGCGGAGGCGGAGGCGCGGCGGCGGGCGCAGAUCGCGUUGGCGCAGGGCGACUCCGUGGCGGCCAUGGAGGCCUUUGCGCGGCUAGCCGCCCGGCGUGAGCGCGGCCGCUCCGCCAGUGCCGACCCCGACGAGCCCGGCACCGGCGACGGCGACGACGAUGAUGAGGAGGCGCGGCGGCGGCGUGCGGAGCCGCUGCUGAACAAGACCGCGUUCGAGCGGCGCAAGACCACGGCCGUGUACAAGGACGACGGCAGCCGCGGCCACCACAUGGGGGACUACAUCCCCAAGGAGGUGCUGGCGGAAUUCCUGGCCAAGACCGGUGACAAGGUGGCCAAGGUGCAGGCGGAGCAGCUGGCGAACAAGAACGCCAUCGGGUCGGACAACAUCGGCCACAAGCUGCUGUCCAAGAUGGGCUGGAAGGAGGGCGAGGGGCUGGGCGGCACGCAGAAGGGCAUCACCGCGCCCAUCAAGGCGUCAGCAGGCGCGCCAGCCGCGGGCGAGCAGCGCGGCCUGGGAGCCACGGCCGUGGGCGAGGUGACGGAGGAGGACGACCCCUUCGAGGCCUACCGCAAGCGCAUGAUGCUGGGCUACAAGUACCGACCCAACCCGCUGGGCAACCCGCGCAGGGCCUACUACUGAGCGAGGGGCGGCAGGGGGCCGCAGCCGGCGGGCGGCGGGCGGCAGGGGGCAGCAGUGGUACAGGGGGAGCCCUGGGUACGAGCCCUGUGUGGUGUGGUGUGGCUUGUGUGGCGUGUUGGGUGCCUGGUAGUGAUGCGGGGUGCAAAUCUUUGUUGAAGCGCAGUCUUACACUGGGAUGUCGAACCUGGUGGGCGAAGGGACUGUGUGUCAGUGUGGGGUAUCGUGUGCCCUUGGCGAGUUCAACCCAUUCCCGGUAGCUGUGCCAGCUGAGUGACAUUUUAGGUGUCGUUGUUCUUCUUCGGGUAGGCGCAGGGGCCGGCACGGGUGUACUGCCGGGCACUGCAGGGCCCUGUCCGGUGCCGAAGUCGUGUCGUGGCUGGGUUUGCCACAUCUGUCGGGGAGCCCCAGGGACAGAUAUGAACGCUAGAUAUGACCUGUAAUUGAUACAAAAGCAUAAACGCGAUUAAGCAACGUUGGAGAACGCCAGACCGACAGACUGCGCUGUAAGGCUUUUUAGCC